Myripristis murdjan (pinecone soldierfish) is the source of this 781-nucleotide messenger RNA. RefSeq names its product ADP-ribosylation factor-like 11 (gene arl11). Gene Ontology annotation, molecular function: GTP binding; GTPase activity. The coding region runs from base 107 to 640 and encodes 177 amino acids. The transcript is spliced from 5 exons. Lineage: Eukaryota; Metazoa; Chordata; Actinopteri; Holocentriformes; Holocentridae. The record is from RefSeq and is a predicted model, not a curated record.
GCUGGCUGGCGGAGGAAGAGGAGGCGUUUGUGAUGAAGCUGUGACUGAACACAAACCACAGAAGAAGAGGACAAACAAACAAACAAACAAACAGAGAGGCGGAACCAUGGGUCAGAGUCUGCCCAGGAGCUCCGCCCACCCGACUCCUCAGGUCAUCCUGAUGGGCCUGGACUCUUCCGGGAAGUCCACCCUGCUGGCCCGGCUGCUGACGGGACAGAUCAUGGACACGUCUCCCACCGUGGGCUUCAACGUGGGAACGCUGACUCUGGACAAGAAGACGUCUCUGACUCUGUGGGACGUCGGAGGACAGAAGACCAUGAGGUCCAACUGGAGGUUCUACCUGGAGGGCUGUAAGGCCCUGGUCUUCGUGGUGGACAGCAGCGACGCCGCCCGCAUGCCCGAGGCCCACAGGGCGCUGAAGAGGGUUCUGGCGGACGGGAACCUGCGGGGCGUUCCUCUGAUGGUUCUGGCCAACAAGAAGGACCUGCCCAACUCCAUGACCAUCAGAGAGGUGUCCCGGCACCUGGAGCUGCCCAGCCUGCGGGACCGGGCGUGGCAGAUCCAGGCGUGCAGCGCGCUGAAGGGGCUGGGCCUGCAGCAGGCCUUCCUGUCCGUCGCCAAGCUCAUCAGGAAGAACUGAGUCCCACGCCGCCGCCGCCGCCGCCGCCGCCGCCGCCGCCGCCACCGCUGACCCAGCUUUAUCGACAUGACAACAUGAUGUCAUGCUGACGCCGUCACAGCGGCAGGUCACAUGACGUCACCGCUGUCGCCAGAGUUUCUU